GAGUCCGUGAGCCCUCUUUCCCUGUCUCGCCAAAAGUUUCAUGCUUGUAUAUGUGUGUGUGUCUAUAUUUAUAUAUAUAUUUAUAUAUAUAGAGAGAGAGAGAAGCGUUUAUGUAUUCCAGUUUCUACAGCUCCAACACACCCUCUUCCUCAAGCCCUUCUAAAGAGAGAGAGAGAAGCGUUUAUGUAUUCCAGUUUCUACAGCUCCAACACACCCUAUUCCUCAAGCCCUUCUAAAGGUAGUACUUUAUCUGCUGCUGAAUACUGGUCCAUAGAUGACGCCGCGUGCACUUUCAACUUGCAUGCUCACUGAUCAGUUGAUGCUUUCAGAUUAUGCCAUUCAAACAGAUAGUCCCUCAGAUUUUAUAUCCUCCAACCUACACAGGAAGUUUCGAUACCUGCCGUUUAGACUUUAUGUGAAAAGGCCAUUUCUUCGGGAUCAAAGUUUUCAAUUCUUAGUAACACAAAGAGGGAACCUAGUCCCAAGGACUAUAGUAUUUGCUAUUCCAAAUGAAAAUGACGACCAUGAAAGAAGAAGUUCACAUGCUUGCACUGAUGAUUCAAUGUUUACUGCUUCUGGACAUGAUGAGAGUCGUAAGGAUCCUGGGAAGGAAUUUGUUGCUUCCUUAUCGCGCUCUGGGGCAGAACUGUCUCAAAGCUUCGAGAUCCUGGGAGACCAAGGCAACCUUCUUGACAAACUAAGGGCUGUUCAUUUACAUGUAUUAGCAAUGGAACAAUGGAAUGCUUCCCGACUUAAACUGUGUCACAGAAAUUAUUUGGUGAGUGCAACAAAUCUAAUACAUUAUUUGGCAUUAAAAGGACUUGAUGUUGAGCAGCUCAAAGAUGAUCUUUCUUCUUUUGGUCUUCUGAAUUUAGAGACCAUCAAUCCUAAUGCCCUUGCAAGUCUUUCUGCUGGCAUCCAGAUGUUGGAGAACUUGAAAUCUAAUUCUCUAGGCAGCAAAGAGAAUGUUGGUGGUGGAAUUUUCUCUUGGAAAGGUUUGGACAAACAAGCAAAGGGAGACUUCACAAUAAAUUCAAUGAGAAAAAUGUCAUCGUUUAAUACGGAAUCACUGUUGGGCGCAGUGCAAGAUGAGAGAACAACUCAUAUCAUGGUAACAGUUGGCCAAGAAGCCGUAGAAAGUGAAACACUUUUAACUGAUCUUCUGAAGUCAGGGACCACCAUCAUUCGUAUAAACUGUGCUCAUGGAAACCCAAGUGUUUGGAGUGAGAUUAUCAGAAAGGUGAGGAGUAGUUCUCAAAUGCUGGAGAAACCAUGUCGAAUUCUCAUGGAUUUAGCUGGACCCAAGCUCCGAACAGGUAACCUGAAGGCUGGUCCAUGUGUAAAGAAAAUCUCUCCUAAAAAGAAUGCCACUGGAAAUGUGAUCUUCCCUGCCCAAAUUUGGUUGUCUCCUAAAGGAGGAGGCCCCCCACCUGCUCAUUUAUCUCCUGAUGAUGUUCUCUACAUAGAUGGCCAAGAAUUCCUCAAUAAGCUAGAGUUAGGUGAUGCUGUGAGAUUCUAUGAUGCUAGAGGAAAGCAAAGGACACUAAAAAUUUCUAAGAAAUUUCCCAUUUUUGCUGGAGUUGGAUACUUGGCUGAGUGUUCAAGGACUGCUUAUGUUCAAUCAGGAACAGAGUUGUGUAUUAAGGGCAAGAAAGGGAAAUAUUCAGUUGGACUCUUGGUGGAUGUCCCUGCCAUAGAGCAGUUUGUCAGGGUGAAAGUUGGAGACAUGCUAAUCAUAACACGGGAUAACUCAGAUAACCAGGAUGAAUCAACUGACACCCAAAUUGGUGCUCACAGGGUAACUUGUUCAUCUGGAUAUCUUUUUGAUUCAGUCAAACCUGGAGAGCCCAUUGCUUUUGAUGAUGGGAAGAUUUGGGGAGUAAUCCAAGGAACUAGUAUUUCGGAAGUUAUUGUUUCAAUCACUCAUGCGGGUCCCAAAGGUACUAAACUUGGCUCGGAGAAAUCAAUUAACAUCCCAGAGAGCGACAUUCGGUUUGAAGGCAUCACUUCAAAGGAUCUUGUGGAUCUUGAUUUUGUUGCUACUCAUGCUGACAUGGUGGGAAUCUCUUUUGUCCGAGACAUUCAUGAUAUUGUUGUGCUUCGCCAAGAGCUUGAAAAGCGGAAGCUGCGGAACUUGGGGAUUGUUUUGAAGAUUGAGACAAGAGGUGGGUUUGAGAAAUUGCCACUCUUACUACUGGAAGCGAUGAAGUCUCCAAAUCCUUUAGGGGUUAUGAUUGCCAGAGGAGAUCUUGCAGUGGAGUGUGGAUGGGAAAGGCUGGCAUAUAUACAGGAAGAAAUUCUAUCCAUUUGCAGUGCAGCCCAUAUACCAGUCAUUUGGGCAACUCAGGUGCUGGAGUCACUUGUUAAAUCCGGUGUGCCUACUAGAGCUGAGAUCACUGACGUAGCUAAUGCAAAGUUGGCAAGUUGCAUUAUGUUGAACAAAGGGAAACAUAUCCUGGAAGCUGUCUCAACUUUGGAUAAGAUUUUGCACAGCAGCAAUGCAAAGGUUAAACCAAUAUCAAAGCCUCUUAUGUUGUCCAGUCACCAAUCUUAGUUUUAAAUCAAUUACUCAUCCGCAGCAGUUCAAUUCCAUGUACGAUAAGUGUUCUAUCAGAUUCUUUUUCUAUGUAAUCUAGGAAUUUUCAAGAUUGGCUGCUCGGAAUAUCUAGUAAUCUGUAUAUAUACUUUCUUUGCAUUCUUGGCUGUCAUACUUUUACUCUUUCGGUCGGUUGUGUGCCUAAAUGCGUUCCCUUCUCUCUCCUUUAUGCAUCUUGAAUUCUGUAAAUAUUUUUUAUUAAAUUUCACAUUCUUAUAAUUA
Molecule: messenger RNA, 2818 nt
Organism: Cornus florida
Lineage: Eukaryota; Viridiplantae; Streptophyta; Magnoliopsida; Cornales; Cornaceae
Product: plastidial pyruvate kinase 4, chloroplastic-like
Exons: 6
Coding region: 275-2554 (759 amino acids)
Biological process (GO): glycolytic process
Cellular component (GO): cytoplasm
Molecular function (GO): potassium ion binding; pyruvate kinase activity; magnesium ion binding
Source: RefSeq, a predicted model, not a curated record